AUGGGUUCCGUCGCAACACUUGAAGAGACUCGCUGCAUCAUCAACAUUAUUGAGGAUGAUGCUGCGAGUGACCCCAACCGCCCCUUCGUCUUCGUACCCCGAUCAACACAACCUCAAGACGGAUGGGAGCCAGUCACAUAUAAACAGCUAACAAACGCUGUCAAUCAUGUUGCUCAUACCAUUGCACAAAUGGUCGCUAACGACGCCCGUAAGGAUGACUUCCCGACAGUUGGCUACAUCGGCCCAAAUGAUGUGCGAUAUAUCAUCUUCAUGCUGGCCUGUAUGAAAGCAAAAUGUCAACCCUUUCUACCAUCUCCUCGAAACACCAUUGAAGGCCAAGUCUCUCUCUUGAAGGCUACCGACUGCCGCUAUUUUUGGUACGGAGAAGGAUACUUGCCAGUUAUCCAGAAGAUUCUUGCACAGCGACAGCUGCAAAUAACCCAAGUUCCUAGUGCCAAGGAAUGGCUCGAAGCUACGUCUAAUCCUUUCCUGUACAAUUAUUCGGCCCAUGAGACUCGGUCACAUCCAUGGAUCGCUCUUCAUACCAGCGGAUCAACUGGAAUUCCUAAGCCUAUAGUCAUAAGCCAAGCGAAUCUCCAGCUUCUUGGCAAGCUUCGCAAUAUCAGCGACCAGCACAAUAAUCCUUCUUUAUACAAUGCAUGGGCUUCUCGGUCAACAAGAGUAUUCAAUCCUAUGCCGUUAUUUCAUGCAGCGGGACUGGAAAUGCUCAUGAUGCUCGCUGUCAAUGACCAGAUACCUUGUGCCUUGAACAUACCGGAGAAGCCAUUAAACGCCGAGCUGGUGUUGCAGUGCUUGUCUCAUGCUGGAGUUGAUGGAGCUCUUCUGCCCCCCUCGGUGAUUGAGGAUAUUUCUUCCACUGAAGCUGGUAUAAAAGCGUUAGGAAAGCUCGGCUUCAUCUCCUUUGGAGGUGGCAGUCUGUCCGGGCCAGUGGGCGACAAGCUCGUGGACAAUGGAGCAUACAUAAUAAACGUUUAUGGAGCCAGCGAGACCUUCCCUCUGGCUCUACAAGAGCAGACAAACCCCCGCCUUUGGCAGUAUUUCGUGUUCAACCCCGAACUUAUAGGAGCCGAAAUGAUUCCAACAGCGUGGGAGGGGGUUUAUGGGUUCAAAAUACGUCGCAACCCACGUGACGCUUGUCUCCAAUCUGUCUUUAACAACUUUCCAGAAAAGAAUGAAUUCCUUACCGGAGACUUGUUCCAGGCUCACGAAUCCUUGCCCAACAACUUCAAGUACUAUGGGCGAGGAGAUGAUGUCAUCGUCUUCUCAAACGGAGAGAAGCUGAAUCCAGUGACCAUAGAGGACAUAGUCGUUGCUCAUCCAGCUCUUAAGCACGUCCUGGUUGUCGGACAGCAAAAGUUCCAGCCAGCCAUCAUAUUGGACCCGAAGAACCCCUUAAAGAGCGACGCAGAGGCAGAAGCCCUGAUUAACGAUGUCUGGCCUCUCAUUGAGCAAGCUAAUAAGCAAACAGUUGCGCACGGUCGUAUUGUUCGACAGCUGGUAGCCAUUUCGGACCCCAACCUGCCGUUUUUGCUGGCCGGCAAAGGCACUGUGCAAAGGACUCAAACCGUCCAUUUGUAUAAAGACUACAUCGACAGUAUCUACCUGCAAGCAGACGCUGUUGUGAACAAUGUAAAUUUAGAUCUCAGCAGCCAGCAAGCUUUGGUGUUAUCUAUCAGAGAGCUGCUGCAAGACAAGCUUGGCGUUGAACAGCUUGAGCAAAAUACGGACUUUUUUAGUCACGGAGUCGACUCAUUACAGGUUAUUACCAUGGCUAAAAUGCUGCAAGAGGGGCUUGAAAAGUUAGGGAUUGAGUUCGAUCCUAACAUUAUCGCAACUCGCUCCAUCUAUGCCAACCCUUCAAUCGAGCUUCUUUCCAGCUACAUCUUCCGAUCAAUAUCCAAAUCUGAUGGAGAGAGUGGCGACUCAGCCGAGGCAGAGUUUAGUGCCCAGCAAGUUAAAGCCAUGGAGGAUAUUGUCGCCAAAUAUACCAGUAAUCUCCCGGAACGCAAUGAUGCCCAAAAAGACCCAAAUGAAAAUGCCCAAACAGUCAUCUUGACAGGCUCAACAGGCUCUUUAGGUAGCUAUAUGCUAGACCAGCUUAUCAACUCACCUCGCGUGAGCAAAGUGUACGCACUCAACCGCGGUGCUGAUGGAGGUCGUUCCAGGCAAGAGGAUAUCAAUGCGAACCGUACUUUGACCAAAGAUUUCUCAAAAGUCGAAUUUUUGGGCUCAGACCUAUCAAAGCCUAAUUUCGGGCUUGAUCCUGCGAAGUAUGCAGAAAUGCUGUCUUCGGUGGACAGAAUAGUCCACAACGCUUGGCCAGUCAAUUUCAAUAUGCCAAUCGCUUCCUUUGAGCCAUUCAUCCGCGGGGUCCGCCAUUUUGUUGAAUUUGCUGGCGCUUCGCCCAAGAAAGCUGCUGUAGUGUUCGUAUCAAGUAUAGGCACCGCAAAUAAUUGGACUUCUAGUGAGCCUGUGCCUGAGAGGCGACUUGAUGAUCCAAACUUGGCAGAAAUGGGAUAUGGGUUGUCGAAACUCGCAGGCAGCUUCAUCCUGGACGCCGCGGCGGCACAGUCAGGCUUAGCCACGGUGUCUGUGAGAGUCGGGCAAAUUGCUGGUCCGAACAAAGGGGCGGGUGUCUGGAAUCCGCAUGAGUUUGUACCAAGCUUGAUUGCUAGCUCAGUUUAUCUCGGAGUCCUUCCAAGCCAUCUAGGUCCAUUUCAAAAUGUUGACUAG
Messenger RNA from Trichoderma gamsii, 2754 nucleotides. RefSeq lists its product as hypothetical. Bases 1 to 2754 code for a protein of 917 amino acids. The transcript is spliced from 2 exons. The record is from RefSeq and is a predicted model, not a curated record. Lineage: Eukaryota; Fungi; Ascomycota; Sordariomycetes; Hypocreales; Hypocreaceae.